AUGACGAGUGCAGACGGUGAAGAGAGGCCUCUGUUGGGUCCCAGCCGCGGCGGCGGUGACGCUGACGCGGCCUACCAGCGCCGUGUUGUCACCACAACAUUCAUCAUGGUGAUCCUGGUGGACCUGGCCGGCUUCCUCCUGGAGCCGCCUCAAACCAAGAUUCUCGAGGGCAUCAUCUGCAGCCGCCACUAUACCGACGCCGCCACCACCGCAGGCGCCCACGACUGCACCGCAGCCCCCGUGCAGUCCGAGCUCGCGACCGUCACCCAGAUGCUCAACACGUUCAACCGCCUGCCCGGCCUCGUCGUCGCCAUCCCGUUCGGCAUCCUCGCCGACAGGUACGGCCGCCGGCCCGUCCUCCUGCUGGCGAUACUCGGCGCCCUCGUGCAGGAUGUCGUCUCCAAGGCUGUUCUCUGGUACCCGGACCUGAUAACCCCGCGAUUUAUCUGGCUGUCCUCGGCCGCUCUCUUGAUGGGCGGCGGCGAUGCUGUUUGCGGCUCGAUGAUCUUCCUCGUCGUGGCCGACGUCGCCCUGCCGCAGCAGAGAGCUAGCCUUUUCUUCCUCCUGACCGCGUGCGGCCUCCUCUCGGAACUCGUGGCUACACCGCUGAGCGCCUUGCUCAUUUCGAGGGACCCAUGGAUACCAUACUUCAUGUACAGUGGCUUGACAUUGCUCGGCGGCACGGUCCCUCUGCUAUCUUUGCCAGAGACUCUACCAAAGUCGGCACCUGAGGCAGAGACGUCUUCAUGCGAGGCAGGUGAGGGUGAGGGUGAGGAUGAAGAACAAUCAGGGCCUUCAGAUACGGCUUCAUUACUAGCAACAGGAGCUUCUUGCUUCAAGGUUCCGACCUCUCAUUAA
Diaporthe citri is the source of this 858-nucleotide messenger RNA. RefSeq lists its product as uncharacterized. The record is from RefSeq and is a predicted model, not a curated record. The coding region runs from base 1 to 858 and encodes 285 amino acids. Gene Ontology annotation, molecular function: transmembrane transporter activity. Gene Ontology annotation, biological process: transmembrane transport. The transcript has a single exon. Gene Ontology annotation, cellular component: membrane. NCBI's taxonomy places the organism in Eukaryota, Fungi, Ascomycota, Sordariomycetes, Diaporthales, Diaporthaceae.